AUAAAGGAGGAUAAGGAGAGUCCCGAGGAAAAACAAGAAAAGAUUUUACUCGAAAUUCGAUGUUUCAGCUGCAGUUGCUGCAAAUACUAUUGGAGCAACUUGUGAAGCUACCGCUCCGAACACUAAAGCUAACUGUGAAGAUGAAAAUGCACUUUGCCCUGCAGCCAGCGGUGGACGAUGUGUGUGUAAAGAUGGCUACGUCGGCGUUACAGGCGGUGGCUGCAACAUCAUGCCAAACCGAGUAGGUGGUCGCUGUACGACAGAUACAGCAGGCACCCAGGGUACCUGUGGAGACAGGGCCAUGUGUAGCGCCACAACUGGAGUCUGUCAAUGUCCUCAAGGUUACCAGGGCCAACCUGGAGACACUGUGUGCAUGAUCCAAGCAGGAGAGUCGUGUGCCGCCCCUAAUGGUGACAAGUGUGUGUCACAUGCUGAGUGUAGUGCAGGUACAUGCACCUGCAGCAGCGGAUACACCUCUAACUCUGCAGGGUUGUGUGCUGAAAUCCCUCAGGGUAAAGUGAAUGCAGCGUGUGAUGCCACUAAGACAUGUACAGGUACCCAUGUUGUCUGUGAACAAAACGCUUGCAAGUGCACCGCGGGGUUUAGUGCCAAGAAAGGCGAAGACGACUGCGGUGAGUAUUGCCUGAAACUGUAUUUACUCAAAAAAUUUUACAGCCCUUAAAAUUCUAAAUAAAAGAAAAAUGUCGGCUCCCCAAGGCGCUAUUAAAAAUAAAUAAAAAAAAAAAGAAGAAAGAAACAAAACAAAAAGAUUUAAAAAAAGCUUAUUGGGAUAGAUAUACAUUUCUUUUAAACACAAUGAAUGCACAGUUACCGAGCACAAGAUCGAAGCCCUAUGUACACCUUCUGGUGGAGGAAAGGGUGACUGUGAUGAUGCCAACGCCAUUUGUUCAGCAGCUGGGAAGUGUGAGUGCAAAAACGGAUACAGUGGUCUCGUUGGCGGGGAAUGCAGCGAGUUAUCUUUUCAUUCAUUUACCUUCAUUGUUAACAGCAUUUCGUUCAUUUAUGCAGUGCCUUACCUUUAAUGUGUCAUUUAAUAAUGCAUUCCUUGGCAGUAGCUUGCUCUAAAAAAGUAAGUAAUUUUGCGAUUAGUUUUUUACAUGCGCACAACAUUUAUACAAGUCCUUACGUACAUCAGUUAAUU
Pomacea canaliculata is the source of this 1162-nucleotide messenger RNA. Its product is annotated as multiple epidermal growth factor-like domains protein 6. Lineage: Eukaryota; Metazoa; Mollusca; Gastropoda; Architaenioglossa; Ampullariidae. The record is from RefSeq and is a predicted model, not a curated record. The coding region runs from base 230 to 682 and encodes 150 amino acids. The transcript is spliced from 4 exons.